CCCAAUAUGUCCUCCCAGGUAGUGGUGGCAGACGAGAUUGAUGUCGACUUUUUACCUGUAAUUUACCAGUACCUGAGGUGUUUGGAGAAGGAACAGGCAGACUUAAGCCGGGUGUCACAGGAGUCAACUCAGAAAGUGUUAGACCUGCAGCGAAAGAUCCAGACGGCCCGUGAACAGGUGCGUAGAUUACCCGGAGUGGAAUACAGCCGAGAGGAGCAGCUACGUCGCCUGGAGGCCCUGAGGAAGCAGCUGGCCCUUAAGAAGCGUCUGUUGCUCAAGUACAAGGCUAAGAGUGAAGCUCCUCACUAGUUAGACAGCGAGAGGUUAUGGUGCUGCGCUACCUUCUACAACGGCUGCUGAACUCUCCCGAGAUAAUCGAUAAGUUGGCCGAGUCUUAUCCCAUCCGUCGAGCCGCACAGCUGACCGCUUACGCCUUCCAACGCGGCAAAGAGGCC
This is a messenger RNA of Homarus americanus (American lobster), 455 nucleotides long. It is a transcript of the gene MED9, whose product is annotated as mediator of RNA polymerase II transcription subunit 9-like. Gene Ontology annotation, molecular function: transcription coregulator activity. The record is from RefSeq and is a predicted model, not a curated record. Gene Ontology annotation, biological process: regulation of transcription by RNA polymerase II. Bases 7 to 309 code for a protein of 100 amino acids. The transcript is spliced from 4 exons. Lineage: Eukaryota; Metazoa; Arthropoda; Malacostraca; Decapoda; Nephropidae. Gene Ontology annotation, cellular component: mediator complex.